Messenger RNA from Sebastes umbrosus (honeycomb rockfish), 1759 nucleotides. It is a transcript of the gene myct1a, whose product is annotated as myc target 1a. Bases 305 to 907 code for a protein of 200 amino acids. Gene Ontology annotation, cellular component: nucleoplasm. The transcript is spliced from 2 exons. NCBI's taxonomy places the organism in Eukaryota, Metazoa, Chordata, Actinopteri, Perciformes, Sebastidae. The record is from RefSeq and is a predicted model, not a curated record.
UGUUGCUAAUUUCAAGCAGAAAAGCAGGAAAUGUGACAGUGUAGUUUUCCGCUUCCAUAAACAAGACGACUGCCAGGGUUAGCCUCUAGUCCCGUGUGCCUCUGGGCUCAGACACACUGACAGAGAAAGUGAGCGAGGGACGAGAGAGGGAGAAAGUGAGAGAACAGGAAAGAGGGGAGGCAGAAAGACAGGAAAACCCAUCAGAAGGAAAAGAGAGACAGCCAAGGAUUGACAGAAGAGGAGGAGAGGGAGAGUAAAAGACAGACUGAGUCGAGUAUCAGUCUCUCUUCUUCUCCUGGAAGUCAUGGCCGAGAACAACACAAAUCUCUUUCUGGAAAUACUUCAGUCUUAUGAUGCUGUCCCUCUGAUCAUAGCUUUCUGUGUGUCCAUGGCGGUGGGCCUGGUCUUCGGGGCCCUGGUUUACGUGAUCUUGACCUGGAUGUCCCGACGCAGAGUAGGCUCCGCCAGCAUCACCCGCCGUCCUCCUCGCCACUCACGCACAUCUCCUCGUAACCGCCCGGGCUUUAACCGCAACAGCAGCUACGACCGGCGCAGCAACAACAGUUUGGUCAGCGCCGCUUUCAGCUUCCACCGCCAGACUUCCUCCCCGGAUCACCUCGACCCGCUGGGGCACAAAUCCAGCUUCAGGGCCUCCACCUUCCACCCGCUCCUCCAGUGCAGCCAGAUUGCGAGGGAGGCGGAGGAGGGGAGCCAGACCACGCUGCCUCGUACGCCGACUCUGACCACGUCGACUGGAUCAGCUCAAACAGCAGCUCAGCCGGCUGCCACGCCACCCAGACCUGAGUCAUUUUGGGGGAACAAUGGCCUGAGGGGUUUCCAUGCUACACAGACCCCACCUCCAGCUUAUGAGAGCAUUAUUAGGGCAUAUCAGGAAACAUGCACCUGAGAGGAGUGAGAGCACCAGGCUGACUCUUAACUAAAUGAGCCCCGAGUUGGAAAUGGAGUUACAAAUGAUAUUGGACUGAGUCUGUAUUGAUUUAUAUGACCAGGUGGAGCAGAGCGGAGCCAACAAGGACAUCAAGGUCUAUUGUGUGUCCUGCUCAACACAAUAACACUCUGACACAACAAUCGGUUUUGUAUGUCUUUUGGUAUGUUAAUAUAUAUCUGGUGUUGGCAUAAGCAUACUUGCCUGUCAUCAUUCAAUACUGAUUUAAAAUAUUUAAAAACUGUCAGUUCACACUCUCAGCAAUGUUGGCUGCUUAUGAACAUAAAUUAUUCCUCUUAAAAAUUAGCACUCUGUAUUUAGUGGUGAUUGACACUCGUGUAUGCUUGUGCACAAAAUCUUUGAUUAGUUUAGAUAAAUACAUACUGGUGACUGGGCAUUUACGCUGCAAGACAAGACUUGCUGCAAAAGAGGUAUAAUAACUAUGCAAAAAAAAGAGAAUUAUUGUGUAUGUGUACCCCCAAAGGAAGGCGAAUGUUUCUGUUAACUUGUAUUUAAUAAAUUGUGUCAUUGACGUAUCUAUGCAAAACUUGGAGGAGACAGCUUUAAACUCAUUUGAUGUUUUAAUUGCUGUCUCACACAUGUUUUUUUAUAGAGCUGUGGCAUGUGAGGGUGUGUGGCAUUCAAAGUAAUGUAGUGUGUCUGUGUUUGCAAGUACAGUAUGUGUGAGAUUGAGAGAGAGAGAUACACAUAAAGUUGGGCAUUAGGUGUCAAAAAGUUUUUGUAUUUUAUAUUUGUAUGUAAUUGACUGAACUUUGCUAAUAAAUUAAUGCAAUAAAAGCUGAAUCAAAAGUA